Cherax quadricarinatus is the source of this 2492-nucleotide messenger RNA. The record is from RefSeq and is a predicted model, not a curated record. Lineage: Eukaryota; Metazoa; Arthropoda; Malacostraca; Decapoda; Parastacidae.
UUUUCUUUCCAGUAUAUGGGAGUUUGGUAUGAAAUCCAGGCAGAGCCCAGCUUCUUCCAGAGUAUUAAGUCAUGUUUAUCAAGCAGCUACAAACAUCAUGAAGGUCACAUUGAGGUCAACUCUCAAGGCUUCGACUCAGCUGGGUCUCCAGUCUCCACCAAAUUUACUUUAAGAAUCGUGGAUCCGGAAAAUCCAGCUCAUAUGCGAUCGAAUUUUGUUCUAGGAGUUGAUCCUCCCUUCGAUGUUAUUGAUACCGACUACCAGAGCUUCUCAUGUACUCACUCCUGCAUCUCUAUAGGGGGCAUCAAGACAGAAUUUGUCUUCAUAUAUUCCCGUAACCGCACCCUCAACGAAGAUAAAAUUAAACAUUGUCACAGCAUUUUUGAGAGCUAUGGCAUUAAUGUAUCUACUCUGGUGAACACCCCACAGGAGGACUGCCACGACCACUCAGAUUUAUAAAUCCUUUCAUUAUGAUUUAUGGAGGAAAUUCACAUAAAAUCAGUGUUGCAAACUUAAUAAUAGAAAAGUUAAUAAUUACAUGGUAAAAUUUAUAUUGCCAUAAGGUUGAACUUUUUUAGUCGUUACCAUUGUAACUUGCUUAGCCAGUAGAAUUUUGAGACAGUCUUGGACCCAUUAAGUUCCACUAAUCUUUUGACUAAUAACUACAAUUUUGGGUACAGUCUUGGACCCAUUAAGUUCCACUAAUCUUUUGACUAAUAACUACAAUUUUGGGUAUGUAGUUCAUAAUAAAACCAUUAAGCUAAGCAAAUUUCAUAUGUACAAAGAUGUGUACUGGGUGUACUGGGGUAUAAGCAAGGUAACAUGAAAGAAUUCAGAAAAACAUAUUAGCUGGACAAGGAAGUGUGUUGGUGAUAUUGAUUGGUGUAGGGAGAGUGAUGAGUGCAUGGAUGGAAGACUGCCACCCCUCCAUUCCUCAUUUUGCUGUUAUUUUAUUCAGUAUAUAUGAUUCUUAUAUUAAAAACAAAUCCUGAAGUUUUUUUGUAUCAUACAGCACUUUAGUGUGAGGAUGUGUAAGUGUAAGGUUUAAUGGAGUCUAGGGUUGAUGCAGGUUCAAAGUUCGUCAAAAUUAGUGCAAAGAGUUAGCUUCAAAAAUUUAAGAGCAAGUCUACAUUGACGGUGAGACUUGCACCGAAGACAGUGUUUGUGUGAAAUUGAUGAAGUUGCUGUGAGUGAAUUCUGUCUUCCUUUGAUAGAUAGGAUGCUCUGACAUUUUGGUGAACUGAUAGCUCAAUCUGGCAGUCCUCAAAGGAAGGCACUCGGUAUCUCUCCAAACAGUAUUUGUGAGUCGUGUGUGUCCAAUUCUUAAUCAUAAUGUUUCCCAUACCUAACAGUGAUGUAAAGAUCUCCAGGAACCUAACUGCUGUUAGAUGGGAAAAAAAUUAUUAAUCCUUAAUAUUAAUUAACACUGAAUUUCAUUUAAAAAUAAAUGCAAUUAGAUUUGGAAUAUUAUGGUAUGGUAAGGUAUUAUGAGAGUUUUCGAGUUCCAAACAUUUGAGUUGUACACAAUUUUUAGGAACUCAUUUUGUUUAUUAGUUGGUUGUCUGUUGUAUCCCACUUUUAGUAUAAGUCAAGGAGACACACUAUUAUAAUAAAUGGUAAAAAUUCAUAUUUGUUUAGCUGGAAAAUCUGACAUCAUUAACAGUGUUUGGGAACCAACACAGUCUCUUUAAAUUUUUUAACGUGGUUAAUUUCAUUACAUAUCUUGUAUAACAGGAAAAUAACCAAAAAAUUUGAAAGGCAUACCAUCAAUUUCAUGUGAAUAUAUUAUAUGAUAUUAGUGUACCACACUGAAACAAGAUAAAAGAUUUAAAUUAGUCUAGGACAGACUAGAUUGUCAUUACAAGUUUUCCCUGCUAAAAUGCGAGUUAUUUGUGAAUUGUUCCAGCUAUGUUAUUUAACUUUCUACUCUUUAAUGUAGCAGUUUUAACAAGAAUAAAAUUCAGUAUGUCUCCCAAAAUACAGAAAAUACAUAGAGUAUUCACUUUUAAGGACAUGUUAAGCGAGUCACAGUGGAAGCAAUACUAUACGUGGGCUCAGAAACAACGAUAGGGCUCAAUCAUGUUAGGUGACUGAAAAUUAAAAGGCACAUUCAAGAGCUGCAGCUCGCCUCUCUGUAAACAGUACCCCUCAAGGGCAGUGCUUGAUGCUGGUGAGGAGUUCUUGAUCCAAGGAAUGGAACUUAGCCUCCCUUUCUUUGUAUCAAACCUGAAUGCCCCCCCAUUCCCCAGGCGCUGUAAGACCACUGAGUUUAGUGCUUUUUCCUGAUUGCAAAAAAUAUAAAAGUACUGUAGGCAAUUACUAAGGCUUCCACUAUGCUUCAGUGAUUGGUAUUGUUCAUUUUGUAUCACACAAAGUGAAGUGUUUUCAGGCUUCCAUUAAGCUUCAAUGAUUGAUAGAGGUUUACAUUGCUCACGAAGUUGAUUCAUAGAGACCUCAGCAUUCAUAGAUGGAAUAUUAAAUAAUUUUUAUUA